This is a messenger RNA of Diachasma alloeum, 945 nucleotides long. RefSeq lists its product as uncharacterized. The record is from RefSeq and is a predicted model, not a curated record. Bases 1 to 720 code for a protein of 239 amino acids. The transcript is spliced from 6 exons. Lineage: Eukaryota; Metazoa; Arthropoda; Insecta; Hymenoptera; Braconidae.
AUGAAAUGGUGGAUACGAACAGUGAGACCUGAAAAUUUUAAUGUUUUCAUACUACGCAAUCGAGUCUCCAACUCAAUCGAGGCAUAUCAUCGCGUUCUUCGCAAAAGAAUUGGAACGCAUCCAUCGAUCUGGCAAUUCACAGAAUCUCUCAGGAAAGUCCAAGUCGUAACUUGUACUGAGAAGACAGCACUCGCUCGUGGAAAACCAGUGAGACGACCUCAAGCCACAAAAUAUAUCAAUCGAGAAAAUAUAUUACAAAGGGCUUGGCAAUUAUACCGAGAAGGAGCCCUAGACAUUGCAGCGUUCCUAGGAUGUUCGAAUCAUUUCCUCCGUGCCUUCAACAACAAAUUAUUGCUCCAUAAUGCGCAGCAAGUCGACUACUUCGCUACAAUCCAGGAGCACAUUGUCGGAAUUCCACCCACUGGACAUGAAAUCCAAGCAGUCAGAGCCGAUCAAUUAAUUGCAGAAAUCCACAUAAAAAAUUUCCCAACUGCAAAUGAAAUCAUUGAAAUCUUGUUGUUGAGAAGACUAGAUGUAUCUAUCUGUGAUUUGUGCAAUAAUUCAGUCACUGAAUAUGUUGCAUCACCAUGCAGACACUGGUUUGGUUGUCAAAAUUGUACACUGCUGUACGUUCAGACGUCUCUGGAGGUGAAUGCCAUUUUGAAGUGUCGGUGGUGUCUCCAGGAGUGUCGUGCAUUCAAACGUGUUUAUAUUACGUGAACAUCUCUUCGGGGAAGGGAAAUUCUGGAAGGCAUGUUCAGGAAAAAGUCUCAAGAAUAUUCAUGCAGUUAUCAUAAGUACUUCACGGUUCUCACUUAUCUUGUACUAUUUCUCCCUCAUUCAAUAAACGGAACAAACAUGUAUCUCAUUUGUUCGAUUGGUCAAAAACCCCAAUAGAUUGAAAAUUCCAAUAGAUUCUUAUUCAAUAACAAAAUAUACAAUCAA